This is a messenger RNA of Hemisphaericaspora subhashii, 336 nucleotides long. RefSeq lists its product as uncharacterized. The coding region runs from base 1 to 336 and encodes 111 amino acids. NCBI's taxonomy places the organism in Eukaryota, Fungi, Ascomycota, Pichiomycetes, Serinales, Debaryomycetaceae. The record is from RefSeq and is a predicted model, not a curated record. The transcript has a single exon.
AUGUCACUUUCGUCCGUAGAACAAAUCUUGAUGGAUACUUCCGCAUUGUCAUUACCUUCAACAGCCAACACAAUGCAAUAUUUUACAGACUUACGUGAAGCAACAGAGUACAAUUAUGAUAAUCAAGGUUCAUCUCAAACAGCUGUAAGUCAGCUAGUAACUGAUAGAGUUUCAUUUAACACAGAAAUGGUAGAGACACUAACACUCUCAAACUACACGGCACCUUCUCCCCAAGCAACAUCUCGUAGUGGCGGUGCCCAAACAGAUGUGAGAAGUACGAAGUUCAUGUUGUUAUUUUCUAGUGUUACCGUGCUAUGCUUUGUGCUUCAAUUGUGA